Molecule: messenger RNA, 1343 nt
Organism: Rana temporaria (common frog)
Lineage: Eukaryota; Metazoa; Chordata; Amphibia; Anura; Ranidae
Gene: NSUN3
Product: NOP2/Sun RNA methyltransferase 3
Exons: 6
Coding region: 358-1332 (324 amino acids)
Biological process (GO): rRNA methylation
Cellular component (GO): mitochondrial large ribosomal subunit
Molecular function (GO): methyltransferase activity
Source: RefSeq, a predicted model, not a curated record
UCGACCUCAGCACAACACCGUAAUCAGACUACACUUCCCAGAAUGCCUCGCUGCAGGAAGAUUAGCCCGACCAGUGUGGAGCUGUCACGUGAUGACUGCGGGUCACAUGGUGGCGCUGGUUGACCCUUUCCUGUCCGGACACCCAUGGUGACCAGUGAGGACUCACGUGGUGUGUGACAUUAGAAGGCAGUUCCAAGAUUUACACAGCUCUGCUGAACAUGACAGCGAAGUUUGUUUCUGGAGUGAUGGCUGGUGAGGCUUCGGUGAUUGGGAUCUCCGGUGGAAAGCAGAUUUUGUCCGGCAUGUCUCGGUGACCAUCAUAUGUCUGUUCGGAUUUUUUUUUUUCUCUAGAAUCAGAUGGGACGAUUUAGGAAACAGAUCUGCAGAUUUGUGCUAGAUUACUUUGAUCAAGCGUAUUCAAAAGAACUUGGAGACCACUGGCAUGCUGUCAGGGAGGUGCUCACAGAUCCUGGGCUCUGGCAGUAUGCGGUGCUGCUAAAUAAUUACCAGAACACUGUGGAGACGGAGAAUCAUUUGCUUAUGCUGGGAUACCAUAGACUGUCUAGUGACAACUUUUCUAACAACCAAAAACUGAUGAAGUGCUAUAUUAGUAAGAAACCUGGAAAGUUUCCUUCUCAGCGACAUCAGAGUGGAAAGAUCAAAGACUACUAUAUACUCAAUGCCUCAUCACUUCUUCCCGUUCUAGCGCUAGAUAUCAAGGAUGGUGAGAUGGUCUUGGAUAUGUGCGCUGCUCCUGGUGGAAAGUCUGUAACACUUCUGCAGUGUGCAUCACCAGAACUUCUUCAUUGUAACGAGCCGGAUGUGCACAGAUCCAUGUGGCUGAGGAAGACACUGGAAUCCUUUGUGCCGCUGUCCCACAUGAACGUCCUCUCAACUACCCAAUUAGAUGGAAGGUUAAUUGGGAAAUUAUACGCCAGCUCUUAUGACAAGGUGUUGGUCGAUGCCCCUUGUUCUAAUGACAGGAGUUGGCUAUUCUCUUCUGAUACUGAAAGAGCCAAAUCUCGAAUAUCGGAGAGGAAGAUUCUUCCUGUAAUACAGACAGAAUUACUCAGGUCUGCAAUCAAUGCCCUUAGACCCGGAGGAACGCUGGUGUAUUCUACAUGCACUCUCUCCAAAGCAGAAAACAGCGAUGUCAUUUCUGAUGUCUUGAACUCCUGCAGUGAUGUUACCUCCCUGGACCUGAGUCACCUGGCCAAAACAUUAUCUAAUGAAUUUAGGUUUGCUGAACAGGUCCCCCAUGGACUUCUAGUUUUGCCUGAUAAAGGAAAAUCCUGGGGCCCCAUGUUUGUAUCUAAAUUAAUAAAAAUAUAGUUCUAGCCAUA